AUGCUUGUCCCUCUGCACACUUCUUCCUCUCGUUUCCUCCCUUUGAGGCGCUUCAAAUCUCAAAGCAGCUGUUCUCGCUCGCCCACAGCGUCGACUAGAGGUAUGCUUGUCCCUCUGCACACUUCUACUUCUUCCUCUCGUUUCCUCCCUUUGAGGCGCUUCAAAUCUCAAAGCAGCUGUUCUCGCUCGCCCACAGCAUCGACUAGAGGUCCGUUUGUCCCUCCGCAAACCCCUGCUCUCUCGCCCACCCUCCCUCUCUUUUUCGUUUUCUUUCACCUACCUCACAACCUCCCUUUCUCUUUCCCAUUUUCUCAGCUGCUGCUACUGGCACUGCUAACUGGCACUGCUAACAUUAUCCCUGGGAGUGGCCAACCGAGUGCUCUACAAGCUGGCGGUCAUUCCUUCAACCCGCCCCACCCAUCCUCUCUCGUCUCCUGUUCUUGCCCACUGUAUUCCCAUCAGCUCCUACUGCUAGCACUGCUAACAGUGUCUCUGGGAGUGGCCAACCGAGUGCUCUACAAGCUGGCGCUCAUUCCUUUGCACCGCUACCCUUUCUUCCUCGCCCAGCUCACCACAUUCGGCAAGCACCCCAAUCAACCACGGGGCCCUAUUCUUUUCCAUCACCCUAGCUAUUGCCCUACUACCUCGCUAUUCCCCUGCCGGUUGGCUUGCUGCGGUUCGAAUCCUUCCUUACUGCAAGAGGCUACCUCUACCUCGCUAUUCCCCUGCCGCCCCUGCCGUCCCCGCCUUCCCUGUCCCCCCUCUUCUUCACCCUUAUCCUCCUCGUUCCUCCCAUGCCGUGUUCCCAACCCCCCCCCUUUCUUUUCCCUCAUCUCCUCUCCCCCCUCCCUCCCCCCCUCCUCCCCACUCUAUUUCCUCCCAAACAGCUACGUGGCAGUCUAUUCAAUUAUCCUCCUCAUCCGCACCUCCCUCAAUAUAGUCACACCCGACAUGCUCACUCUGCCCAAGCGCCCCUUCAUGCUCAUGGGUCUCCAAAUCUCCUCUCCUCACCAUGUUAACCCCAAUCUCCUCUCCUCACCAUGUCAACCCAAAUCUCUUCUCAUCACCAUGUUAACCCCAAAUCUCCUCUCAUCACCAUGUCAAGCCAAAUCUCCUCUCAUCACCAUGUCACCCCCCCCUUUCUGCUCCCCUAUCCUCCUCCUUGCUGCAGCGCAUAUGCCUGGAGUCCUCAUCCCAGUGCUCUCACAGGUCCCACAAGGGGUUGUCCCGCCCAAGCAGCUCUGCCUCUCUUAUCUCUUUCAUCCUCUCCCAUCCAGCACCGCACACAACCUUGGCCCGCCCCACCUCUUUCCGCCGCUUCUCCCCCCUCUAGAUCUCUUCAGGUCUUCCUGGUGUGUGUGGCAGCUCGUCCUCUCUUAUCUCCCUCUCACUUCUUUCUUCAACCCUCCCUCCCUUUUUCCUCUGCACACAACCUUGCCAUUGUUCCACCCUCCUCUCUCCCGUUCAGGUCUUCCUGGUGUGGCAGCUCGUCCUCUCUUAUCUCCCUCUCACUUCUUUCUUCAACCCUCCCUGCCUUUUUCCUCUGCACACAACCUUGCCAUUGUUCCACCCUCCUCUCUCCCGUUCAGGUCUUCCUGGUGUGGCGGUUCAUCCUCUCUUAUAUCUUCCAUCCUUUCUGCCGUUCUUCACCGCACACAACCCCUUCAGAUCUUUCUCGUGUGGCAGCUCACCCUCUCUUAUGUCUUCCUCGGCCGCCGCUACUCGCCACAGCAGCUUCUGGGAUGCUUCCUCGUGAUUGUGGGAGUUGCGGUGGUGGUGGUGACCAGUGGACCGCCAUUGCAUCAUGUAUCCACGCUAUUAGCUUCUCUGCUAGCAGCAACAGCGAUCCAGUGGCCCCUCCUCUUCAUAGUAUCCACUGUGUUUCCAGCAGCAUCCUCUAUUAUUAAGGAGUCUGUGUUUCGAAAUUCAGCCAAGAAGCUCAACGCGCUUGUCAUCCUCAUCCUGCCGCCCUUCCCACCACCACAGGCGCUUUUCAUCCUCAUCCUGCCGCCCUUCCCACCACCACAGGCGCUUUUCAUCCUCAUCCUGCCGCCCUUCCCACCACCACAGGCGCUUUUCAUCCUCAUCCUGCCGCCCUUCCAACCACCACAGGCGCUUUUCAUCCUCAUCCUGCUGCCCUUCCCACCACCACAGGCGCUUUUCAUCCUCAUCCUGCCGCCCUUCCCACCACCACAGGCGCUUUUCGUCCUCAUCCUGCUGCCGCUCAUCUCCUCUUUGGGGUACAGAGUCCCUCCUGCGCAGCUUCCAGGCUACUUCCGGGAAGGUGCCGCGUGCCUUUUCAACUUCAACCAGAACAUUCCAGGGAGCGCCCCUGCUCCCGCUGCUUUACGUGGCAGCUGUCAGGGAGCGCCACUCCUCCCGCUGCUCUACGUGGCAGCCAACCUAGCGUUCAACAUCUCGCUGCUGGCUCUUCUCAAGAAGUCGUCUGCUGUGAUUGCGUCUCUCUCCAUGACCCUCACAGUGCUAGCAUUCACCCUCCCCCUACCUCUACUGGGCCCGCCCCAGCCCCUGAGGGGGGGAGUUAUUCUUGGGACCCUCGUGCUGCUGCUGGGGCUGGCUGCUUACAACCUUGCCACGCCUGGAAGCAUGGGUGCAGGAGGGGAAGGGGGGUUGAAGCUGGCAGCAGGGAAGGAAGACUAG
Messenger RNA from Closterium sp. NIES-65, 2661 nucleotides. The record is from the annotation of a GenBank genome assembly. Lineage: Eukaryota; Viridiplantae; Streptophyta; Zygnematophyceae; Desmidiales; Closteriaceae.